GGCGGGAUUUUCAGACGUAGCUGAUUUUUUUUCUCUGCCUCAGUAAACAGACUUGACUCUUCUACAACUUUACAUUGUUUGUAAGCGAAUACGUGUUUGUUAAGUGAUAUCUGUGUAUACAUCAUUACGUGUAUAUACAGGAACCAGACGUUGGAUUAACGACAGCUGAGUUAGACGUGAUGAACGGCCACCAGCGCCGCUGUGACUCCUCCAGUCAGGGAACAGAGAACAAACCGCAGCGGAAAAGGGCUUUCGCUGGCGCUGCACCAGCACCGUACGGCACCUGGGGCAGCGAAGACACGGACAAAAAGAGCAAGUUUCCCUUAAACAUCAGAACUCUUACUGAUGAUGUGCGGGAUCGAUUUGCAAGUAUUCGUAUCCCAGGCAGUAAGAAGGAGAGAACGCAGCUUUCCCACAUGAACAAGCAGUCCUCCUAUGAGUGGUCCACCUCCUGUGAGUUUGAGGACCUGUCGUCCAGGAUCACUUCAGAGAAGGAAAUUCUUGCUCUCUUUGAGAAAAUGAUGGAGGAUAUGAACUUGAAUGAAGAGAAGAGAGCUCCACUCAGAGAGAAGGACCUGAGCACAAAGAGAGAGAUGGUCCUUCAGUAUAUUGUCACAGCAGCUAAAACUGGCAGUCUGAAGAGCCGUCAGAUAUCUCCUCAGGAGUUUCUCAGUGAACUGAAAAGUGGAGCAACUGAUGAGAGGCUGUUUGCCUGCCUAGAUUCCCUCAGAGUCUCACUCACCAGCAAUCCAGUCAGCUGGGUACAGAGUUUUGGUCACGAAGGCCUCGGACUUCUGCUGGACAUACUGGAGAGGCUGCAGCACAAAAAACACCAAGAGAAGAUUGAUAAAAGGAGUCAGCAUAAAGUCAUCCAGUGCCUAAAGGCUUUCAUGAACAACAAGUAUGGACUGGAGCGGAUCCUCGGGGAAGAGAAGAGCUUGGCAUUGCUGGCCCGAGCUAUGGAUCCUCAUCAACCUGCCAAGAUGACGGACGUCGUCAAGCUGCUCUCUGCCAUCUGCAUAGUUGGAGAGGAAAACACCUUGGAGAAGGUGCUUGAAGCCAUCACCAGUGCCGGGGAGAGGAGAGAGACCAGCCGCUUCAGCCCUAUAGUCCAGGGUCUCACUGAUCGCUCCGUCCAGCUCCAGGUGGCUUGCAUGCAGCUCAUCAACGCUCUCGUUACGUCUCCUGAUGAGUUGGACUUCAGGCUGCACAUCCGAAAUGAGUUCAUGCGCUGUGGCCUGCGAGAGAUAUUGCCGACUCUGGGUGCUAUCAGAAAUGAGGCUCUGGACAUCCAGCUAAAGGUGUUUGAGGAACAUAAAGAGGAGGACAUGUUGGAGUUUUCUCAUCGCCUGGAAGACAUUAGGAGUGAAUUUGAUGAUGUAGGAGACGUGUUUAACACAGUGUUCAGCUUGGUGAAGGACACGGCCAGCGAGAUGCACUUCCUCUCCAUCCUGCAGCACCUGUUGCUCAUCAGGAAUGACUACUUUGUAAGGCCUCAAUACUUUAAGAUCAUAGAGGAAUGUGUGUCUCAGAUUGUACUACAUCGCAGUGGGACAGACCCGGAUUUCUCCUACCGCAAGCGUCUGGAUGUGGACUUCUCUCAUCUUCUAGAGGUGUGUGUGGACAAGGCUCGGGCAGAUGAAUACGAGCAGAGGGCUUUGGAGUUAGAGCAGAAGUUUGAUGAAGAGAUCAUGGGGAGACAGGAGGCCUUGGCCCAGCUCCUGAAGCAGGAGGAGAAAAUCAAUCAGCUGGAGGCAGAGUUGCAGGCCUUCAGAUCUCAGUUUGGUACAGCUGUAGUGGGCAUACCUACUGCUCCAACCAUGUCUUCAUCCUCCUCAUCUUGUCCACAAGGGCCUCCACCUCCACCCCUUGUUCCUGGGGCCCUACCUCCUCCUCCUCCACCUCCUCCCCCACCUUUGCCAGGUUGUGCUGCCAUGCCCGGAGUGCCUCCUCCCCCUCCUCCUCCAGGACUGGGGGGUCUCAUGUCACUCCCCAACCCUAACGUGCUGCCCUUCGGCCUUCAGCCCAAGAAGGAGUUCAAGCCUGAGACCAUGAUGAAGCGCCUCAACUGGUCCAAGAUUCUUCCACAGAAAAUGACUGAGAGCUGCUUUUGGGUUGUAGCCCAUGAGGAUUGCUAUGAAGAUGAGGAUCUUCUCGACCGUCUAGCUCUCACCUUCGGCUCUCAGAGACUCGCCCAGCGAGGUGAGGAGGACCUCGACGAGAAGAAAUUCAUUAAGAAGAGAAUCAAAGAGCUAAAAGUGCUGGAUGCUAAGAUCGCCCAGAACCUGUCCAUCUUCCUGGGCUCCUUCCGUUUGCCUUAUGAGGAGAUCAAGAGGAUGAUUGUGGAGGUAGAUGAGGAGCAGCUAACAGAACCUAUGAUCCAGAAUUUGGUGAAGACUCUUCCUGAGCAAGAACAUUUGAACGCCCUGGCCAAGUAUAAACACGAGUAUGUCAAUCUGUCCGAACCUGAACAGUUUGGGGUUAUGAUAGGUUCUGUAAAGUGCCUGCGGCCGCGGCUGAACUCCAUCCUGUUUAAGCUGCAGUUUGAGGAACAGGUGAGUCACCUGAGGCCAGACAUGUUGGUGGUGAGUGCAGUGUGUGAGGAUGUGAGGAAGAGCAAAGCCUUCAGCAAGCUGCUGGAACUUGUGCUGCUCAUGGGCAACUACAUGAACGCCGGCUCUCGCAACGCCCUGUGCUACGGCUUCGACCUCAGCUCCCUCUGCAAGUUGAAAGACACCAAGUCAGCUGAUCAGAUGUCCACGCUGCUUCACUUCCUAGCUGAGGUGUGUGAGGAGAAAUUCCCUGAUGUUCUCAAAUUCGUUGAUGACUUGCAACACGUGGACAGAGCCAGUCGAGUCUCCGCAGAGAAUCUGGAGAAGAGUUUAAAGCAGAUGGAAAAGCAGCUGCUGCAGCUGGAGAAAGAUCUGGACACCUUCAGCUCCCCUGACAACCAAGAUGACAUGUUCUACAGCAAGAUGGCCAGCUUCUUCACUCAUGCGAAGGAACAGUACCAUAAACUGGACAUCAUGCACAGCAACAUGAACACGCUGUUCCACAACAUGUUGGAGUAUUUCGCCAUCGAACCCAAGAAGACGUCUGUGGAUGAGCUCUUCACAGACCUGAGCAACUUCAGAGCCAUGUUUGUGCAAGCGGUGAAGGAGAACGGGAGGAGGCGGGAGGCAGAAGAGAAGCAGAGGAGGGCGAGGGCUGCGAAAGAGAAGGCCGAGCGCGAGAAACAGGAACGACAGCAGAGGAAGAAGAGGUUGCUGGAUGUCAACGCAGAAAAAGAUGAGACUGGAGUGAUGGACAGUCUGCUGGAAGCGCUGCAAUCCGGAGCUGCUUUCAGAGACCGACGGAAGAGAGCACCUAGACCCCGGGAUGAAGCAACUCAAAUGGUCAGCCAAAGGCCAGUUCUGAAAGACUGCAACCACGAAAACACAAAGGUACCUCUGCAAAGGUCACGGUCUCGGCAGAAUAUCAAUUUCAGCUCGGCACGAGCCCUCACUUCCAAGGAGGCUUAUUAUGAGAGUGAGUCCCAUUCAUCUGCGGCUCACCGAUCAGCCCACCGGCCAGAGAGGGAGCAGGAGAAGGAGAGAGUGAGAGCGCGAGAGAGUAAGAAGGAGCAAACUCCCCCCAGCUGCUCAGCUAAUGGCGAGACUGACGUGGAGGCACUUCUAGCUCGUCUCCGCGCCCUGUGAUGACCUCACCUCCAUUACCCGAUGCUCUUUAACCUCUCCGUUCCAUACACAUUCAAAGCGGCCCACCAUCUCUUUCGCUCUAAUGACGAGAGUCAAGCACGUGAACACAAACACAAGAGAAGUCUUAACAAUUAACCUUUAUUUUUACACGUCACUGCCCUUUUUUCUAUAACAGCCGUGUUGUUUUGAAAGAAGUGCUGCCAUUGUGCUUGACCAAAUAGUUCAGUUCAGGAUGUUUUAGUCGAAGUGCUGAGAUUGAUGGUUGUGUUUUUGUACAGAGGUUCGUCUGCGUACGUAUAAGUGAAGCUGUUCUCUACAGCAUGGCGCUUUAGUGCAGAAAACAGCGUUUUAACUCUACAGCACCUUUUCUUAAUGACGUGAACGUGUGCACUUUGGGUAAUAUCCUUUACUCUAUGCAAACUCAUUAAAUGUCUUUCUUAUAAACAGUUCUAAUCUUUUUUUGGUUCUUUUAGAAUCUCUCAGCCCUAUAUAUAGUGGCGAAGGGCUCCGAGAUCAGCUUCAUGAUCACUGGCUAUAUCGAUAGAGCAUCAUACUAUAAUUAUUCAUGAGAUAUAUCACUGUAAAUUACAAAUACAGCUAAGUUUAUCGUUCAAUGCUUAAAAUUAUAGCAGAAGACCUGGUGGUUUUCUGCUAACCUCUGCCAUUUUCUUAAUAGUCUGUUAAACUCCAUAGAAUCUUCAUUUGACACUUACUCAGGACGAAGAGCUCCAAAAGCAAUUUUAGAAAAACCAUGAGCGAGUCAUGUUGAGUGAUGAGUUUUUUAAUUAAAUCUUUUUUUUCCCCCUUUUACUUUCCCACUAGUACCCAGCAUCCCACACACACACACACACACACACACACACACACCCAAUGAAACAGUCUAGAUACUGAAUGAUAUUCCCUGUUCUCCAUACACGAGAUCAUACACACCUCUGAUUGGCUAAUGAAAGUCUGCUCGGUGGAGGAAAGAAAAUGCCGUCGUUCCUGAAGAAAAAGCAGCCAAUUACACGCUGCUUCUUAUGGCCUCCAGACUACGGAUGGUUACAGCAACAUCUUGACUGUUUAUUACUUUCCUUACAGCAUGCUUUUUUGUCACCAGGACAGGAUAAUUAUGGUAUGGAUUCCAUAUGUCAUCAACUGCUAUUACAUUUGUAUUGCCAGGUCCCAACACCAGCUUCAUCUUUUUUCUUUUUUUUUUUUUUAAACAAACAUAUAAUAGCAUGUUUAUUAUCGUGUGUGCGCUCUAAGGGUUACACAACAUAUUAGCUACAAUUAAAAAUUAGCCAUUAUUACUCUGUAACAAGCCGCAUUGACUCGAUCUCUGUACAUCUUUGGUACAGUACGUUUUGUUGUGCAGCCUCUUCUGUUCUGCCAGCGAAUGAAUCUUGAAAUUAAUUGACCUGUACACCUCUUUCUUGUCAACACGGUAUUAUCUUGUCUUUUCCUGAUUUAAUAAUAAUCUCAUGCGGCAUCGUCUUCAAAUUGAACACGACACCGUGAUAAAAUUUAGAUUUGGAUUUUCCUUUACGACCCAUUGUAAGCUCUUCGUUUCUUUUCUAACUUUUC
Messenger RNA from Tachysurus vachellii, 5264 nucleotides. RefSeq names its product diaphanous-related formin 3 (gene diaph3). The record is from RefSeq and is a predicted model, not a curated record. Gene Ontology annotation, biological process: actin filament polymerization; actin cytoskeleton organization. The transcript has 29 exons. Bases 180 to 3698 code for a protein of 1172 amino acids. Lineage: Eukaryota; Metazoa; Chordata; Actinopteri; Siluriformes; Bagridae. Gene Ontology annotation, cellular component: actin filament; cytoplasm. Gene Ontology annotation, molecular function: small GTPase binding; actin binding; microtubule binding.